AUGGCGAAGCCAAAGGAGUCGACGCUGGUGAUUGAGAGUACUGAGUUGAUAUCUGGUGGGAAUAUUGAGGUGGUGGCUGGUGAGAAUACUGAGGUGAUGGCUGGUGAGAAUACUGAGGUGAUGGCUGGUGAGAAUACUGAGGUGCUGGCUGGUGAGAAUGCUGAGGUUAUUGCUGAUUUAGCCAUGCCUGAGAAUAUCCCAUCUACUUCAAGUUCCAGAAUUGCGCAAUGCAACUGUUGUGGGAUUCAUGAAAAAAUUUGUCCGCUGGCUACUGAAAUUGAACUUCAGUCAAUAAAUAAUCAUGAAGAACUUCAAGAAAAUUAUAUCAAAGUAACACCUCAUCAAGGUGAUGGUGAUAGUAUUGAUUCAGAGCUAAAUCUUGAGGAUGAUUUGUUGAAUAUCUGCAGUUCAUAUUUCAAAUCAUGGGAAAAUGAUCCUAAAAAGGAUAACGUUAAAAUUAAAGAAACUGACUUAGUCUAUCCUUCAUUGAAGGGUUAUAACUUUGAUAGGUUUCACAAAGAGCAAGCUAUGCCUCAGAAUUUACCACACAAUAAAAAUAUUUCUAAUGAUGCUAACGGUCGAAGUUUUGUACAAACUGAAAUUAACAAGCCAAUAAUUAAUAAUCAAUAUAAUUCCAAUAGUGAAAAUCUAUUUAAUGUACCUAUUGACAAUACAAAUUUUAACAGUGUUCAUAUUGCCAUCAUGAAAAAUCUGCUCAAACGAUUUAUCAACCCUGUUGAUGAGGUUACACAACUUCGACUUAUUAUGAGAGAUCUUUUGCUAUAUUAUCAACAGCAACUGGUCUUAUGUCAACCCAUUUCUAUUAUGGAACUCAAAAGUCUCUGUCAUAUUCUGGAGGAUACCAAAUUACGUUCCGAAUCAUUUCAGGGUCCACCCUUGUGUAAUACUUCCAUUCUUGAACCUGAACUUGCAUAUAGGAGGAACGUUUCUGAUAAAAACCAUCAUGUGAGAUUUCAACACUCGAAUAGGCCAAAGUUUGGAACAAGCGAAAUAAAAAUAUCACAACCAAGUGCUAGUUUUGAAUCACAAGAUGAGUCUUUGAUUUUUGUUCCAUUAACUCCUAAAAUUGAACAAAUGUUUGGUCUAUCGACUGUGGCUAUAGAAGAAGCAGAAACAGCAGAGGAAACCUUUGAUUCCGAAUGCGAAAAUAAUGCGGGUUCUAGUAAUGUUGAUAACAAUCAAGAUCAAGAUGUAUUAGAAGGAAAAUUUUAUUGGGAAUACAAGGCCAUUCUUUUAAUGUUAGAAGAAUACAGGAAAAGGAUUUCAAAGUUUAGAAAUCCGAAAUUUAAGAAGAAAUUAUUAUGGGACGAAAUUGCAAAUGUAAUGAAGCUGAAUGGAUACUUAGUUGGUUCUGAUACUAUUGACAAAAAAAUGAGAAACCUGAAAAACACAUUCCGCACAAUAGUUGAUAAUAAUAAUAAGAAAAAAACUACUGGCAGAGGGCGAAUGCAUUGGCCUUAA
Molecule: messenger RNA, 1482 nt
Organism: Ceutorhynchus assimilis (cabbage seed weevil)
Lineage: Eukaryota; Metazoa; Arthropoda; Insecta; Coleoptera; Curculionidae
Source: the annotation of a GenBank genome assembly